This is a messenger RNA of Cimex lectularius (bed bug), 734 nucleotides long. RefSeq lists its product as uncharacterized. The record is from RefSeq and is a predicted model, not a curated record. The transcript has 3 exons. Lineage: Eukaryota; Metazoa; Arthropoda; Insecta; Hemiptera; Cimicidae. Bases 329 to 652 code for a protein of 107 amino acids.
AUGCCAUUUGGGGAGGAAGGGCGCGUGCCCCUGGGUCGCUUUUCCUCCCCGGCCGUCAGUAUGAAACGUGGUUAUGAACAGUGCGGUGCGACUACCCAAUUUUGGCCUUUUGACAAAAAGUCACGUUACGAUGGCAACCAUACACUGAUACCUUUUCUCUACCACACUCUUCCUCUCACUUUUUUCUCUCUAUCUCUCAUGCCAACCAGCCUCAACUUUUGUGUCUGUUUAAUGCCUUUUAAUUUCUCUUUUGGUUAACAAUUCUGGACACCCUCUGCUGAGACACUGUUAACUCUCAACGAUAAAAUCAAAAGGUGCCAGAGUGAAAAUGGUGGUCGAGAUAUAUAGGAAGGGCCAGUCAGCCCUUCCGACUUCUUCGAUUGAAUCGCCGUUCUACAUGCAGCACAUCAUCCACGGACGGCCAUUGGUUGUCAUGGAGAGAAAAGAGGUCGUAGUCGGUGCGGCCCUAGUGACUGGAGCGCUGCUUUUGCUGAUUGCGGCUGGAUUCGCUGUUUAUUUCUGCUGCAGACGACGGCGAAAAACGUCUACAUCGGCGGACCCGGAGUCGGACCAGCAGCCGACCACGUCACGGUCGCUCAAUGGGUUCCUUUCGCUUAAAACGCCACUUAUCUCGACCAAGACACUGGGGUAAGUCUUUUGCACGAAUUACUAUCUCAAUUGUUUUUCAAGAUUUUAAAUCGAACCGUAAUUGAAGAGUAUAUAUUCAUUAUACU